CUACUUGUGUUUGUGUGUGUUUGUUCUAUACAAUUAUUGUUGCGACCGGAAAAAAACCGAGAAAAUUAGCAACUUGAGUUUUGUGUUAACUUAUUAAAAGUAAAAAUCCAAUAUGAAUAAGGAACAAGACUAUGCCUCAGAUAGCGAUGAAAGUGAUGAAGAUUUCUGUCCAGAAAAUGUAAACGAAGAAGACGAUUCCGGCGAAGAAGAAGACGACGAGAGCGAAUCCGAAGAGGACGACGACGCCGAAGCAGGCAAAAAAGUAACUAAAGCGGCAAAAGGCAAAAAGAAGGACAAAGUAAAGGAUAAGCGAAAAAGCAUAGAAACAGAAAUCACUGCACGCAGCACGCGGCAAACGGAAGUGAAACAGAAUGGACGCGAAGCAGCGGAAAAGGACGAAUUGGAGUCCGAUGAGGAAGUGGACAAAUCCCGUUCCGAUGCGCUCUGGGCGGACUUUUUGGGAGAUGUGGGCGCCGAGAGCAAACCAACCGCCACGAAGCCCAAGGAGAGGCAACCUUCACCCGUAAAGCCAACGGAGAAAAUAAAACCCAAAUCACCAGUUGCCACCAGUGAUCAUGUGACCGAAAUGCUGGACUCCAGAGCCAAAUCCAGUCCCAGUUCCACUUCCAGUGCAAAGGAGAAUCAAGAGCAGUCGGCAACGGUCAGCUUGAAAACAGGAGCAUCACCACGAGGCGUCUUCGGUGCCGCCAAACGACCUGCGAAUGGAGGCGGAACCGGAAGCGGAAGCGGUGGAGCUGGCGGCGGUUUGGGCUCCCUACUCAAUCAGCUGGGCAAGAAGAAGAAACUGUCGGUGCUGGAGAAGUCACAGCAGGAUUGGAAGAGCUUCAAGAACGACGAGGGCAUCGACGAGGAGUUGCGUACUCACAACAAGGGCAAGGAUGGCUACUUGGAACGCCAGGACUUCUUGCAGCGCACGGAUGUGCGACAAUUUGAGAUUGAGAAAAACCUUCGACAGACGCGACGACAAAACUAAAGAUAACAACCUUGGGCAAGAUUUGCAUCCACUUCCAAGCACAUCGAACACACAUUCAUAUUCACAUUCACACAUUCAUUCGCUGUCCACAUUCACAUUCGUACUCUUUCUCUAAGUUUAAAAUAGAGCAACAUUUGCUUAACACUAAGUUUUAUCUGUAAGGCUUCAAUCCUUCUGAAUGUGGCCCCAAAACAAACAAACUAUAAAACGCUAUUGAUUAAUCGAAUACAUAUAAAUCUAUAUAUAAAA
Molecule: messenger RNA, 1243 nt
Organism: Drosophila innubila
Lineage: Eukaryota; Metazoa; Arthropoda; Insecta; Diptera; Drosophilidae
Gene: Yeti
Product: craniofacial development protein 1
Exons: 2
Coding region: 113-994 (293 amino acids)
Source: RefSeq, a predicted model, not a curated record